GAACAGCAGGCUCACACUGUGCUUACUACAGAUGUCUGAAUGAGUGAGUGCCUGUGGGCUGGAGCUGCAUGUCUUGUGGCUUUCACUCUGCUCCAUUGGGAAGUCUUCACUCCUUUUGUUUUUAUCCUUUUCCAGCUCCAGUACUUUGGAGCACACAGCUCCCAUCCCCUGACCUAACAGCUCCAUUGAAGUGCAUUCCAGCCCCAUGAUUUCAUGGUACCAGGCAGAAGUCCCCUGCCACGCUGCUAUGCUGCCCGCUGCUUCUCACGGAGUGAACAAACAGGGAACAUAAACUCUCUCCAAAGGAGCAAUGUUCUCUGUAUAUUUUUAGUGCAAGAAAUCCAAGAUUCAUUUGAGAGUGUUUUGUGUGGGCUUUUUUUAAUAUAGACUUCUGCUAACACAAUGGAAUAUUUCAUGCCACCCUGUUUGCUGUAACUUCUCAUGCUUUAUGUUGUUAAAUGGAAUCAAAGGAGUUAAAGAUGAAAGACUUCUAGUCAACUGGUCCCUCAGCUGGGAGCCAGUAUGGGUUUGUUCUUUGUAAUGGAUUUGCUAAUGCUUUACUCAGGUUCAGCCUAGCUCAGUUUUCAUUAUUGGAUUUACUUAUUUCUGUGAAUUCUCUACUUCAGGUUAAGUAAUUGCUGAGCUUAGACUGAAUAUAAUACUGCUACUGUUUGUUUCUAACGUUUCACUUGCUAUUUAUUGCCCUUAUACUCAACAAACCUUUUAUAAGUAUUUGUUUACCAUUUGAACAUACAAAGCACCAUUAAAGAUGUCAAGCUUGCCUUCACAGGUAUUCUCUUUAAUGGAUAGAAAACUUGGUUCUUUCUUUAUAUGAAACUUUGUCCAUUUGACAUUGUACAUUGUGUGUUUUCUUUUCAACAUGUAGUGUGUCACCAGAUGCUAACUUACAUAGUAUUACAACAAACCUACCUUUCAUUAGCUCAUUGUUAGCCUUUGAAUCUUUGGAGUUAGUACAGUAUUAGAAUAUGCAGUUUAUGCUGAGACACUGAUGUCUUGUACUUUCUUGGUGAAAGACCUUCUCAAACUGCCUGUUUAAAUGUCACUAUUGCAUUUUUAUGUAUUGAGUGUAUUAUAUUCACAUUAGGGGACACAGUUUUGCCAAUACAUCCAAUAUGUUCAUAGUAACAUUAUCUACAGACUGGACGGUGAUCUGAGAAGUUGAAAAGGCAGAUAACGAACAUGUUAUGGGAAACAUGGGAAGCAAGGACUGCAGCUGCAAUAGAUCAGAGUCUGCCCAACUUGGGGACCAGCAAAGUUUCUAGACAGACCUGUUCUUCUCAGGGUGUCAGCACUUUUUGGGUCAAGGUAUUGGCACAUGAGCUGACCUGUGCUGACUGCACAGAAAUUCCUAUGCCUUGGUAUAACACAAAGUUAUCCCAGAGCUGCUCCUGCACUGAAGUAGCACCAGCUUCAGGGUCCCAGGGAAAAGUAACAUCAGGAGACAUGUCAGGUGAUGCUGUCUUUUACUAGACUGAAGUUGGAAGAUGUGCAAGUUUCUGCACUAUGCUUUAACUUGGUCAUCCUAACAUACUUUAAUUGAUGUGGGUCCUUAGUGGAUUUUUGGCACAUGAUAAAGUUCUUAGCUUUUAUAACUGUGCAGGUAGAAAACAAAUUUUAUAUGAAGUCACUGGAGUUAAGGCAGUAAUAGCUUAAUUAGAAAUUAGUUUGAAGUAUGGUUCAUGAAGAGUGUUGUUAAACAGGCAUUUAAAUGGGUAUCAGAAAGCAAGCCCAUGUACCACCAAGUAGUGUGGGGAGAAGUAAUGGGAAGGAGUAUCAGGAUUUGAGCUUAGUGAGGGGAGACAUAGACAUGAAAAAGGGUUAUGUGCUCUGAUAAACUGUUCUGGGAUCCCAGAAGGGGUAGAACACCAUGUUAGUGGUCAACUAUUUCCUUCCUGACUUUUUAUUGUCUUGGUUAAGAAACAUAGGAAGCAAAAGACAAAUGUUAUGCCUGUUAAGUACCUGUUGCAUUGCCUAGCAGCUGCUCUAGGCCUGUAGUAAUAGAAGUACAGCUCUGAAGUCCAGCAAAUCCCAGGUUUCUAUAUGACUUCAUCUAAUUUCUACACAUUGGAAUGUUGAAUGCCUCUUUCUCUAGGAGAACACCUGGCCCUUCUUGUUGUUAACAGGAAUCUGGCUGUGGUCCUGGUCCAGGUAGUGGGAGAACAUGGCAGUGGAUCGUAUUUUCUCUGGUAUCCAGCCAACUGGGACCCCUCAUCUGGGUAACUACCUUGGAGCCAUUCAGAACUGGGUGAAUCUGCAGGAAAAGUGCAGCUCAGUGCUCUAUAGCAUUAUGGACAUGCACUCUCUCACCAUGCCCAAGGAGCCAGCUGUCCUGCGCCAGAACAUCCUGGACACCACUGCUGCCAUCCUUGCCUGUGGGAUUGACCCAAAGAAGUGUUUCCUGUUUAGGCAGUCACUGGUUCCUGAGCAUGCAGAACUUGCCUGGAUUCUUGGGUGCAUAACUAAUGUGCCACGUCUGCUACGUUUGCCUCAGUGGAAGAUGAAGCGUGCCAGCCAGAAUAGCGAAGGAACUGUUGGUUUGUUGACUUACCCUGUGCUUCAAGCAGCAGAUAUUUUGCUGUACAAGUCAACACGUGUUCCUGUUGGAGAAGAUCAAGUCCUGCACCUGGAGCUAGCCCAAGAUAUAGCACAACAUUUCAACAAGAAAUAUGGAGAAUUCUUUCCUGUGCCCAAAGCCAUUUUAAGUACAACAAAGAAAAUAAAAUCCCUCAGAGAUCCAUCAGUGAAGAUGUCCAAGUCAGACCCACAGAAGUUGGCUACUAUUAACAUAGCAGACAGCCCUGAUGAAAUUGUGCUGAAAUUUCGCAAAGCUGUGACUGACUUUACCUCGGAGGUGACCUACGACCCCGCCGCUCGCCCCGGUGUCUCCAAUCUGGUGUCCAUUCAUGCUGCAGUAACAGGGCUUAGCAUCAAAGAAGUGGUGCACCAAGCCACAGGUCUCGACACUGCUCACUACAAAAUGGUGGUAGCUGAGUCAGUUAUCCAAAAAUUUGCACCUAUCAGGAAUGAAAUCAAGAAACUCCAGGAAGACAAGUCCCAUCUGAUAAAGGUUUUAGAGGAUGGAGCAGAGAAAGCCAAAGAACUGGCUGUUCCUGUCUAUCAAGAAAUAAGGAGACUGGUGGGAUUUCAAUAGAAGCUGCUGAGAAGUUGCAAGGACUUUUGUAUCAUGGGACAGAGAUUUGUUAUUUGUAAUAAAAUCAUUUAUUAAUUAUUAAUCAUUUUGGUUUGAAACAAAAACUUUUUUUUUCCUGGAAGAUCCAAGGAGUACGUUGAAUAUGAUUGCAUUAAAAUGUGCAUGAAGCCAGGUAUUUCCAGUGGGACCAGCAUUAAGUUUAUCUGGAUAGUCAGAGGGAGGACAGAAGCAAUCACAAUUCACAAAGAAAUUGUGCAAAAGCAGAUUAUAAGGUUGCCUAUGUGGGUUUUUGGAUUUUUUCACUGCAAGAAGAUGAAAUGUAGGCAAGGUGAUCAGAAUCUAGCAGAAAGAUUUGUAAUCCUCUAAAGAAUGUACUUAUCUGUGUAUGUGAUCUUGUUACACUUGGACAGUUUAUCCUAUUGGGGAUUAUUCAGCUUUGAUAUGGUGAUUCAACAUGCUUUUGGAUAACCAGAAUAAAAGCAAAUAUUUAAAAAUAAAUGCUCAGGAUGAUGAAGAGAGAA
Messenger RNA from Parus major (Great Tit), 3693 nucleotides. RefSeq names its product tryptophanyl tRNA synthetase 2, mitochondrial (gene WARS2). Bases 2183 to 3172 code for a protein of 329 amino acids. The transcript is spliced from 6 exons. NCBI's taxonomy places the organism in Eukaryota, Metazoa, Chordata, Aves, Passeriformes, Paridae. Gene Ontology annotation, cellular component: mitochondrial matrix; mitochondrion. The record is from RefSeq and is a predicted model, not a curated record. Gene Ontology annotation, molecular function: tryptophan-tRNA ligase activity; ATP binding. Gene Ontology annotation, biological process: mitochondrial tryptophanyl-tRNA aminoacylation.